This is a messenger RNA of Klebsormidium nitens, 3384 nucleotides long. The record is from the annotation of a GenBank genome assembly. Lineage: Eukaryota; Viridiplantae; Streptophyta; Klebsormidiophyceae; Klebsormidiales; Klebsormidiaceae.
AUGGCGACCAGUAUGCGGAGAGUGUAUUCGGGCUGGAGGUGGGGGUUUAGCGAUGAGAAUAAAGGUCAUUGUGCGACGUUGUUGUCAGGCACUGGAGCCCUCAUCUAUGUCAUGACAACAAAGACUGCCAAAGCAUCCCUGGUCUCACUCACCCAUGACUACCAACAAGAGCUUAUGGAUAGGGCCCUGGACAAUGUUGCGGCCAAUUUUUCCUCGUCGGCAGCGUGUCUCCAGUCCCUAGCGGCACAUCUUGAGACGGUCGCGAGCCUUCCCAACAUGACCCAAGAAUAUCGGGACGAAUUGGCAUUCCAAGCCAGCCGAUUCUCGUUCUUGAGCUGCAACUUCAAUAAAGCGGGUGUGAUAUUGGAGAAUGGAAAGUUCCUUUUUAUGGAAUUGAUUACUGAUGCUACCAAGCCUCUGGUCGAGCCGACCCUUCAGCUUGACUAUAACAGGAAUACUUACCCGUUAGGCCAAAAGGUGCCUCAGUAUCGAGCGGUCCUCAACGCAUCAAAUGGAUUGCCUAUAUCUGGAUCAGUCGACUUGUUGCCCGAUGACUACCGCACUCGCUCUUGGUAUGAACAAGCUCUGACCUUCGGGACAGCUACCGAGAUUCGUGUCAACGACGUCAGCGGGCAACCUGAGUUCCUAAUGGCAAAAAGAGUACAUUACCUUGAUCCAAGCGAAGGCAGUGCGCAAGGUGUCGUCCGGGUCACGUUCCUCCUUGCGAACAUGGACCAGUUGGUGGCUACUUUCGAUCUGAAGGGUGGGACGAUGUACUUCACCAAUGGUUCUCACCUCAUAGGCAGUAGCGUGAAUGGCUACACGAAAGGCGGGGGCAAUCGUGAGCUUUUACGACCGAGCGAUUCCAACAGCAGCCUUGUUCGACAAGCGAGCACGAUAAAAGCUUCGAAAGGCACACCCGUCGAGGUUCGGAUUGACGGCGUGAAUUACUUCGUCGGAGAGACUGAAAAGGACAUAGGAAACAUUGUAAUCCAAGAAACUUUCUUGCUUCCUAGCAAGUCAGUUCUGGGACACUUUGAAGCUCAGGCAAUCCGCAGCAGGGACAUCUCCAUUGGCAUUGCCUGCGGGAUUGUCUUAUUAGGUUGUCUGGUCGUCUUCACGAUAACGGACCCAAUCACGAAAGAGAUGCGCCACAAAGCCGAGCUUCUUGAGAAUCUUGAGGCGAAGCAGCGCGCUGAGACGCGAGAUGUGUUCAAGACGAAAUUCCUUGCGAGCAUGAGUCAUGACCUUCGCAACCCCUCCGCGGCAAUGAUCGGCCUCUUGGAUGUGCUACUAGAGACACCACACACUGAGGAACAAGGGAGGCACCUCAGCCAAGUCAAAGAGUGCGCUCAGCAUCAGCUGAGCCUCCUGAACGAGGUGCUGGAUGUCAGCAAGAUCGAGGCCGGGAAAAUGCUGCUGGACAAUGCUCCAUUCGACCUGGUUCACUUAUUGGAGUCCCUGAUUGAUGUCAACGGCGUCCAAGCUGCUAAGAAAGGACUCGAACUAUGCCUAGACAUCCGAGGUGGGAUCCCUCAGAAGCUCUUAGGAGACGCUACCCGAAGCAGGCAGAUCUUUGCGAACCUGCUCAGUAACAGCAUGAAGUUCACAAAGGCGGGUUACAUCGCCGUCCGGUGCUCUCCCGCAAAUGCUGACGUCAGUCAAGUAGAGCCGGGCAAGAUCAGGCUAGCUUUCGAGGUUGAGGAUACCGGGUGCGGCAUUCCGCCGGAGAAGCGGACCCUCGUUUUCGCGGACUACUCCCAAGCGGACGGCGCCGCGACGGCGCAAAGCUACGGCGGCACGGGGCUAGGCCUGGGUAUCGUCAAGAAGCUGGUGCAACUGAUGGGGGGGGAGGUGUCCAUACUGGACAAGGACACCCCCGGUUGCAUCUUCGGUUUCGACCUCGUUUUCCAGACGGUCGAAGGGGCCGGAAUGUCGCGCCCCGGCCGGCGCGGAACCGCCAGCGGCGGAGUGCCGGAAUCGUCGUUCCAGGGCAGCGCAAAGAGCUCUGGGGAUCCCUCACGGCUGCCGCUUGCCGGGUUCAAUCUCGUCUUUGGGCACGCCAACUUCCUCGCGCGGUCCAUCACCGCGGGCGCGCUGCGCGAGGGGGGCGCGACGGUCGUCGAAGCGGUCAGCUGGGACGAGGCGUUGCUGGCGCUUACCGUCUCGACCGGCUUGAACAGCCGCAGGAGCACGCGCCCGAGCCAGGCCCCGCUGCCGCGAGUUUCGAGCCCGGAGGAGUAUCUCGACCCGUCGAACGCUCAGUCAGAGAUCAGCGCUUGGACCAGAAUCGACGAAGAAGCGGACGAGAUUGCUGAGGCGACCGGAGGAAACGUCAGGCGUUCCAGCUCUCUCCGGUCGCGGGCGCCAUCUAGAAGACCUUCAAGCGCGCGCACGGAGAGUAACGCGAGCGCGCGCGCGUCCGACGGCGGAGCGGACGCGUUUUUCAUGGAGUGCGCCGUGCUUGACGUGGCCCUCCUGCCCGGGUUUCCGGAUGUGUCUCGGUUGGAAGCAGAGCUACAGAAGCUGACAAAGGCCUUAGAAAAAGGUCGGGAGGUGCGCCGGAGCGGUGUGGUCGUCGUGUGGAUCGUCAGCGGCAGCACGCCGGCGGACGUCCGCAAAGCGCUGCGCCGACACGGUUUCGGACACGAGGUGUCCAAACCCCUGUACCCGUCAAAGAUGGAGCACCUCCUGCUGUCGCUGGCCAAAUCACCUAGGGCAAGCGGCGAGACGCCGGAGGACCCGCACGUGGUCCUUGAAGUGGACGGCUCCGAUGCGUCCAGCUCGGACGUGGUCCCUGAAAUCGACGGCUCCGAUGCGUCCAGCUCGGACGUUUUGCUGCCGGGCAGCACGAUGCCUCUCCCGGGACUCAGUAAAAGCGGUUCGGUGUCAGGUUCUCGGGGCCAUUCCAAGAAAGCGGCCCCGGGGGGCGUUGCCCUCAAGCUUCCGCUGUCCGGCCUGUCGGUUCUGGUCGCGGAAGACAACCCGGUGCUGCGCCAGCUCGCGGUGCGCAGCCUCGAAUCGCUCGGAGCUGACGUGGAGACGGCUUGCAACGGCCAAGAAGCGGUGGAUGCCCUCCACGUGGCAGAGGCCAGCGCGAACCGGCCGUUCGAUCUGGUGCUGAUGGACUGCCAGAUGCCCGUCAUGGACGGAUACACCGCCAGCCGUCAGAUCCGGAGCGAGGAACUAGAGUCGCCGCAGAAACGGCGCGUGGCCAUCAUUGCCCUGACAGCGGACGGGAGCAAAGAUGCAGAGCGGCUCUGCCUCGACGCGGGCAUGGACGGGGUUCUAACGAAGCCAGUGAAAGUAGACUCGCUAGCAGAACUGGUCAACAAAUUGGUGGUGAAAGGAAAUGGAGAAGUCGCAGCGGUGCAGCGAGUCUAG